Humulus lupulus (European hop) is the source of this 528-nucleotide messenger RNA. RefSeq lists its product as uncharacterized. The transcript has a single exon. NCBI's taxonomy places the organism in Eukaryota, Viridiplantae, Streptophyta, Magnoliopsida, Rosales, Cannabaceae. The coding region runs from base 1 to 528 and encodes 175 amino acids. The record is from RefSeq and is a predicted model, not a curated record.
AUGCUUCUUACGAGCCCAUCAGCACCAGUCUUGAACUCUUGGAUACCUCACUCAAAAGACUCAUCAUCACCAGAACUAGAGCCACUACUCCACCUUCAAAGAACCAAAUCAGUCUCCUUAACCUGUUCUUUUCUUCUUCUUCUUCUUCUUCACCCACUCAUGAGUCAACAAACAGAUCAUUCCAUCCCAUCUCCAUAUCAAAAUCACAACAUCCACCAAAACAACAAGAGGAGCCCCAUAUCGAAAAUCAAAGCUAAAAAAUCCCAGGAAGAGCAAAAGGGGAACGGCAAAAUCGAUUCAGGAUCGUCAUCCACGAUCCAGAGAUUGUUGUCCUGCUCUGGUUUGGGAUGUAAAGUCACGAGUGAAGAAAGGUGCUCUAUGGAGAACGAAGAGAGGGUUUUGCAGACGCUUGUGACGGGUGACAGAGUUGGCAGAAACGGUGGCCGGAUUGGGGGUGGAGCCGGCGAUGGGAGAGGAUCUGGCGGUGGAGAUGGUGAUGACAGUAGUGGGGGGUCGGGCUUCUUUUGA